Lytechinus variegatus (green sea urchin) is the source of this 4701-nucleotide messenger RNA. Its product is annotated as mucin-17-like. The transcript is spliced from 5 exons. The record is from RefSeq and is a predicted model, not a curated record. NCBI's taxonomy places the organism in Eukaryota, Metazoa, Echinodermata, Echinoidea, Temnopleuroida, Toxopneustidae. Bases 13 to 3495 code for a protein of 1160 amino acids.
UUCCAAAUUUAGAUGUUACUCGCAUAUGCCGUUAUUACUGUCUUGCUGCAGGCGAGCGGGGUGUUUGGACAAGACGAUUGUUAUGCUUGUGGCGAGUCUAUGUACAAAUUCAACAACUCCUGCUAUCAGUUUAACACAACUGGAACAGAUUUAUGGACCGCCAAAACAAACUGUGAGUUGGUCGGCCUCCAUCUAGUCUACAUUGAAACGAAACAGGAACAGGACUUUCUGGUAUCUACUGGUAACAUCGUUCGUCCUUCAAGUGACUUCUGGAUUGGAAUCGAAAAGACCGCAGAAGGAGAGUGGGUAUGGAUGGAUGGCACAGUGAUCACCUACUCUAAUUUUGGUCUUAUCACUAGAGGUGGCGAGUGCUUUCGGCUUAGGAGACGGAAAAACUACAUAUGGGCAGACCGUGAAUGCAAUGACACCAGGAUUGGAUAUAUAUGUGAGAAAGAACAAGGUUGUGAUGGCAAAAUGACAACCCAAUCACCUGUAACUCAUUUUGCUUCAAAGACAUCAUCGUCCAUUUCCGGUAUGUCAGUGCUGCCAUUACCUACAUCUACCACGAUGACUGCAAGUACUACAGAGGGAAAGACAUCAACUACGGUGGAUAUGGUCGUAGGCCUAUUCAUAAAAAGUAUGACUGACACUCCUCUGGUGUUUCUGUCAUCUACAAAGGACUUACAUCGGACACCGGGAAGAUCUCAUACAACUCUAACUUCUAUGACAACCAAUGAGAAACUACGUAGUACAACAAAAGUUUCAAGUGCUACUGAGAUGGAAUCAGAAAAUACAGUUUUGACCUCCCCAAAUCAGGUAACCCUAGCUUCUUCAGAAAGCAAUCGUGAUACCAAAACGGUGACAGUAGACGGGCUUUCUGGUAUACCGACAAUCCCACAGAAGGGGCAGACUGCGGUCAUUCAAAGCACAAUCCCACAGGAAGAGCAGACCUCGGCCAUUCCAAGCACAAUCCCAAAGGAUGAGCAGACAUCGGCCAUAUCAAGCACAAUCAUACAGAAAGUGCAGACCUCGGCCAUUCCAAGCACAAUCUCACAGGAAGAGCAGACCUCGGCCAUGUCAAGCACAAUCAUACAGAAAAUGCAGACCUCGGCCAUUCCAAGCACAAUCCCACAGAAAGUGCAGACCUCGGCCAUUCCAUGCACAAUCCUACAGGUAGAGAAGACAUCGGCCAUUCCAAGCACAAUCUCACAGGUAGAGAAGACAUCGGUCAUUCCAAGCACAAUAUCGCAGGAAGAGCAGACCACGGACAUUCCAAGCACAAUCCCACAGGAGGUACAGACAUCGGCCAUUCCAAGCACAAUCCUACAGGUAGAGAAGACAUCGGCCAUGUCAAGCACAAUCUCACAGGAAGAGCAGACCACGGACAUUCCAAGCACAAUCCCACAGGAGGUACAGACAUCGGCCAUUCCAAGCACAAUCUCACAGGAAGAGCAGACCUCGGCCAUUCCAAGCACAAUCCCACAGGUAGAGAAGACAUCGGCCAUUCCAAGCACAAUAUCACAGGAAGAGCAGACCACGGACAUUCCAAGCACAAUCCCACAGGAGGUACAGACAUCGGCCAUUCCAAGCACAAUCCCACAGGUAGAGAAGACAUCGGCCAUGUCAAGCACAAUCUCACAGGAAGAGCAGACCACGGACAUUCCAAGCACAAUCCCACAAAAAGUGCAGACCUCGGCCAUUCCAAGCACAAUCUCACAGGAAGUACAGACCUCGGACAUUCCAAGCACAAUCCCACAGGAAGUACAGACAUCGGCCAUUCCAAGCACAAUCCCACAGGAAGAGCAGACCUCGGCCAUUCCAAGCACAAUCUCACAGGAAGAGCAGACCUCGGCCAUUCCAAGCACAAUCUCACAGGAAGUACAGACCUCGGACAUUCCAAGCACAAUCCCACAGGAAGUACAGACAUCGGCCAUUCCAAGCACAAUCCCACAGGAAGAGCAGACCUCGGCCAUUCCAAGCACAAUAUCACAGGAAGAGCAGACCACGGACAUUCCAAGCACAAUCCCACAAAAAGUGCAGACCUCGGCCAUUCCAAGCACAAUCUCACAGGAAGUACAGACCUCGGACAUUCCAAGCACAAUCCCACAGGAAGAACAGACAUCGGCCAUUCCAAGCACAAUCCCACAGGUAGAGAAGACAUCGGCCAUGUCAAGCACAAUCUCACAGGAAGAGCAGACCUCGGCCAUUCCAAGCACAAUCCCACAGGUAGAGAAGACAUCGGCCAUUCCAAGCACAAUCUCACAGGUAGAGAAGACAUCGGCUAUUCCAAGCACAAUCUCACAGGAAGAGCAGACCUUGGCCAUUUCAAACACAAUCCCAUAUGAAAAGCAGACCUCGGCCAUUCCAAGCACAAUCCCACAGGUAGAAAAGACAUCGGCCAUUCAAAGCACAAUCUCACAGAAAGUGCAGACAUCGGCCAUUCCAAGCACAAUCCCACAGGUAGAGAAGACAUCGACAUCGGCUAUUCCAAGCACAAUCUCACAGGAAGAGCAGACCUUGGCCAUUUCAAACACAAUCCCAUAUGAAAAGCAGACCUCGGCCAUUCCAAGCACAAUCCCACAGGUAGAAAAGACAUCGGCCAUUCAAAGCACAAUCUCACAGAAAGUGCAGACAUCGGCCAUUCCAAGCACAAUCCCACAGGUAGAGAAGACAUCGGCCAUUCCAAGCACAAUGUCACAGAAGGAGCAGACUUCGGCCAUUCCAAGCACAAUCCCACAGGUAGAGAAGACAUCGGCCAUUCCAAGCACAAUAUCACAGGAAGAGCAGACCUUUGCCAUUUCAAGCACAAUCCCAUAUGAAAAGCAGACCUCGGCCAUUCCAAGCACAAUCUCAAAGGUAGAGAAGACAUCUGCUAUUCCAAGCACAAUCUCACAGGAAGAGCAGACCUUGGCCAUUUCAAACACAAUCCCAUAUGAAAAGCAGACCUCGACCAUUCCAAGCACAAUCCCACAGGUAGAGAAGACAUCGGCCAUUCAAAGCACAAUCCCACAGGAAGAGCAGACCUUGACCAUUCCAACCACAAUCUCACAGGAAGUACAGACCUCGGCCAUUCCAAACACAAUCCAACCUAAAGAGCAGACCACGGCCAUUCCAAGCAUUAUUCCUCGGGAAGAACAUACCUCGGCCAUUCCAAGCACAAACCCUCAGGUAGAAAUUACCUCAUCGGCCAUUCAAAGCUCCAUGUCACACUCGACUCUCUCGAAAAAAGUAUUCACUACACGUGCAACCAGCAGGUCAGUCAGCCGCAAAUUUCGUUUGUUUGCAACAGACGCUGUGCUACCGGAAGCAACAAGUUCUUUACCAAUCUCAACUCAUUCCACUUUGAGGUGUGCGAGUUCCUGCAUCUCAUUGGAUAGCUGUUCCUAUUUUUCCUACACACCGUCGUCAUCAAAGUGCAUUCUGGGAUACAACGUUGCUGAUAAUUCGAACACUUUUAUUGGUGAAAGUGGCUCAGUGAUAUAUGCUGUCUUUUGAUAUCCAUUCCAAUUUUAAACAUGAACAUAAACCAUGAACACUUACCUUGUCACUCCCAAACAAGGAAUGGAAGUAUCUAACUUCAUUUGAAUUUUGAAAUAUUACAAGUAACUCUAAGACUUACCGCCCUUUCACACCGUUAAAUAAAAAUAGUAAUUUGAGUGAUAAUUCGAGUGAAAAAUAACGCUAGUGACGAAUUUUAGCAUGUGUGAAACCAAACUAGAACAUGAUUUGAAUCACGAACGCUAAUCACAAUCACGAAUUAAAAUUCUACUCCAGAGGAGAAUUUUGCGCGUGAAAGGCUUGACCUUCAAAACAUUUUUGGGGGCGGAACUUACGUGACCUUUCGCACUUUGGAAUUGCUUUAAGAAAGGAGUGAUAUCUACGGAAUCCGUAAAUAAUAUAUGCACUCAUCGUAGUUUGUAUUUGCGAUGCAGUGCUUUGAUUGAAAAGUCACGAAGGAGUGAUGAUAUAUGUCCGUUUACUUUUAUUACUUUUAAACCUAUAAUGACAUUUUACAAACUUAACCUUCAUUAUAAAAUUUUAAUGUUGAUGCCCCCAACAUGGUAAAAUUUCACUGAUCCUAAAUAGCCAUUAAACUUGGUCAUGAAACCAAAGUUUCCUACAAGCUGAUCACCAGUGAUUGACAUUUCAUUCCAAGUUUCAUUAAAUAUAACUAUAAACUUUUGAAAUUAAGAUGACAUUAAAAAUAAUAACCUGAUUAAAAGUUAAUACCGACAUGGUCAUAGGUCAUUGACCCCAACUGACCUUUGAACUUGAUCGUAUGAACGGAAAACACUCUAAAUGGUUGAUGAAAGCGUAUACGACAUCCUGGUGUAAUAUAAACUUUACUGAAAAAUGACAUCAUUUGCAACACAUAAUUUGACAUUCAAUGUAGGUUUUAAGCCUGAUGAUUUAUCAAAAAAGACAGAAAAUACCAUUAUUAAAAUCGUAUUUUUCUCAACAAAGGUUAGUAACUUUUAUACCACUAGAUUCCUUGUCCUCAUAAAUCGUGGUUUAGAUGCCAAAAAUAUGAUUCUAGGUUAUUUACAAGCCGAGAUAUUAAAAAAAAAGCUUUUCACGGCGGCCAUUUUGAAAAAAAAAGAUGGCGGCCAUAUAUGGGUCGGUGCAAAUGAAAACAUUUUUUCUGAUAGGUCAUAUAAUAACCUUUCCAAUAAAACAUAGAUUUUAAUUACUCCGAAAAAA